Molecule: messenger RNA, 1234 nt
Organism: Engraulis encrasicolus (European anchovy)
Lineage: Eukaryota; Metazoa; Chordata; Actinopteri; Clupeiformes; Engraulidae
Exons: 3
Coding region: 154-1032 (292 amino acids)
Source: RefSeq, a predicted model, not a curated record
UUGAUUACACAGAAGACAGCAGCAAAAAAAAGCUAUACUUAUUGAAUUGCACAAACUCAACUUUAUAAUCAUCCACAUCCUAUUGCAAAGAUGCCUUUAAAAGCAGACACCAAGUGGAAGGAGAUGAGAGAGCUUUAAAAUUAUACAUUGAAAAUGGAGGAUGAUGGGCAGGAGGAAAGGCAGCCGUCAGGCUGCUGCUUCAUGGGGGCUCUGAGGUCUUUGGUGGCCACUGUCAGGGACAGUAUAAGGAGGAGACGAGUACGACAGCGCCAGAAGAAUUACCGCAUUGCUAAGAUGCAUGUGGAGGAGGAGGAGGCAGGGGCGGAGAAGCCAAAGGGCACGAAAAGAAAGAAAUGGCUCAUCAACCGAUUCAGGAGGAGGCCGAAGGACAGACAGGCAGCAGCGGCUGGAAAGACUGCACCGAAAUCAAGCCCAGAAAAAGCCAUCAAGGCCCCUCAGGCCACUGAGGCUAUUGAGGAGAAGGAGGAAGUGGUGCCCGAGGCCCCGGCUGGGGCUGCAGGUCUACAGGAUGACGAGGCAUCUCCUACGGCUACUGAUCAUGCCGCUGAUGAUGCUGAUCAUGCCGCUGAUGACGCUGAUCAUGCUGAUCAUGCUGCUGCUGAUGAUGAGGGUGAUGUUCAGCUGAAGGGGAAGAUUGUGCACAUCCCAGGAAAAGGUGCAGGACCAAGGCUGACAGCAGUUUCUAAGUGUGCGGACCUCUCACCCCGAAACUACGAUGAUGAUGGUGAUGCCAAAUCCGCUGAGGAGGCCAGGAGAUGCUGUGAGGAUGUUGUCCAGGCUACCCUUCUGGACCAAAGAGCCGACUGUUGUAACACCAUGCCACCAUCCUGCUACGACUACCUCAUGGGUUAUGACACACCAGAGGGACUGACAACACUGAGACACAUCAUGGAGACGGACGAGUCAGAGGCGUGGGAUCUAUUUGUGCUGCUCAGCCUCACAGUCACUUUAGGAAUAAUAACCUUUUACUUUUUUGUUUCCCUUUUUAAAAUCAUAACCGAAGAUGUGUAAUGCAAGACUGACAUGGACUGGAUGUGUGCGUGGGGGAAACAUACCGUGAGUGUGGAGGAAAACUUCACAAUGAGAAAUAGUCAACUCCAAAAGGAAGAAAAGGGGAUUACAACUUCUGAAUGAAUCCAACUUUAACUUUAACAAACAACAGACCAACUUUCCAACUAUAAACAUUUCUUUAAAAUAAAGUCUCCAAAAUACA